Morus notabilis is the source of this 2254-nucleotide messenger RNA. RefSeq lists its product as uncharacterized. Gene Ontology annotation, cellular component: cytosol; ubiquitin ligase complex; nucleus. The coding region runs from base 32 to 1663 and encodes 543 amino acids. The transcript is spliced from 5 exons. Gene Ontology annotation, molecular function: cyclin binding; ubiquitin protein ligase activity; ubiquitin conjugating enzyme binding. NCBI's taxonomy places the organism in Eukaryota, Viridiplantae, Streptophyta, Magnoliopsida, Rosales, Moraceae. The record is from RefSeq and is a predicted model, not a curated record. Gene Ontology annotation, biological process: protein polyubiquitination; proteasome-mediated ubiquitin-dependent protein catabolic process; protein monoubiquitination.
AAGUAGAAGAAUAUCCUCGGAGCUUCGCGCAAUGGAAAAUCUCCAAAAAUGGCGGUUCACAUGGGAAGCCCAAUCUCACAUCCCUACUCUCAGGCUCUUCCUCUUCGAUUCUCGCACCAAUCCCUCCCUUCAAUGCCGGAAUCUCCAAGUCCAUGUCAAUCUCUCGCAGUCACUGGUUCUCGUCUCCUGGUCCGACGACGUCGCCAAAACCUCGCUUAGGGUUCCGAUUCCUAGAGUUUUGGUCGACUCUGAAUCUCCGGUCAAUUUCAGAGCUUUUGACGAUCACAUUGAGGUCAAGCUCAUCCUUCUUCUCCCCGUUGGUCAUUCUCUCGUUUCCAACUUGGAUUCGAUUUUCAAUUCGUCUGGUGACGCAGAAACUGCAGUCUCGAAUUCGUCGAAGUCGCUUUCUGUAGAUUCUGAUAUAAAGAGUCUUAUAUCUUGUGGAGCAGUUAGUUUUUACUGCAAAAACUGCAAAUUUAACUUGACAAGAAGUCCUCUCAGAAAUUUUGCGGAAAUGCCGUCAGUCAACUGGCGAGAAGUGGCUGACAACUGGUUUGGAGCUUGCUGCUGUUCAUUUGGCGGCAUAAGUGAGAAGUUGGUCACUCGUUUUGCAAAUUCCUAUACAUGUUCAAAGGGUGUGUGCCUCUUGAGCUUUGCAACUAUUACUGUUUGUAAGGAUGAUCUCGUUGAAUGCAAUUUCUCCGAUUUGAGCAAAGGCCAAAGUCACAAAACUGGACCAGAUUUGAGUUGUGAGCCUGAGUUUGGUGAAUCUACACUGAACUCAAAUCCUUGUAAUGAGAAAUCGAGUUUCGGAAAACUUGAGGAUGAGGAAGUUGGUGCAGAUGUUGUGUGCGUAGUUCCUGAAGAAGAAAGUAACAUUGACAGAUUAUAUAAUUUGCGAUUACAAUCGGAUUCGUCUGGGAAGGACGAUUUAGCAAAGGGGUGUUGCGCACAUCAUGUGUCUGAAACUCAUACAGAGAACCAAAAGCUUGGUCAAAGUAUGGAGAUAUUGGAAAAUCAAAAAACCUUUCUUAAUGGGUUUCUUGGAAACAUUUUUAUGGUUAAAUCCUCUAAUCUUUCAGCGGAUGUUGAGUGGGUUGAAUAUUUAUGUCCCCACUGUUCAACUCUUCUUGGAGCAUAUCCUUGCGGUAAUGGUUUUGCACCUGUAGAUGGUGGAGUCAGACUCUUUAAAUGCUAUAUUUCCACUAGCUUGCCUGUUGGUGGAUCAGAAGAUUUAUUUAGGAAGUACACUUUGGAAAGAAUGUUUUCAAAUCAGCUACUCGAUUUUGCAAAAGAUGAAUUAUCAUAUCGAACUGUGGUUAGAGAUCUUAUAACCAAAGUUCCUGUGUUGCAAAUUGUUAUUGUAAACACAAACUCGUGGUCCUGUACUAAUUAUUGUUUGAGCACACGGAGCAGUGGAGAAGCGGCUCCAAAGCUAGAUCUACAUCCUGUUAUCAAGGUGCUAUUUACAGAAAGCAGCAGUGAGAAAGAAUCUGAAAUAAGGAAAAUGGAAGAUCAGAUAAAAAAAGAUUUAGCUGAUGAAGUUUUCAUGUUGAGACCUCAGAUAGAAGAUGUGGUUGAAUUGCUGUUGUCAGCAAAGAACAUACUGCCACCUUCGUGCUCUUCGUUACAGGGUUUAUCAUUAUCAUCCAUGCACAUGUGACGAUUAUAUAUCGAAAACAGCUAGCCAAUAUAUAUUAAAAGUCGCCUAAACUUCCGUGGAUCACAAUUCUCUGGAAAAUGAGCAGAUACCUUGUAUACUCCUAUUAUAGCAACAGAUCGGAUUGGUAGACCUAUUAAGAAGUGAUGAAGCUGAAAAUUGGAGGCAAGGAAUCUUGAGCGUGAUUCUGGUGCGGAAGAGGCUAGCAAAAUAUUGAGAAGCUUUGGAGCCGUAGAGGAACUUCGCAAGUAAGCAUUCAGUUGGUUAAGAAAUUUGGGAUUAGCUUUAAUUACAAUCAGAUAUGACCUUUUAGCGGAAGAGUAGUAAGUUUUGUUUUUGAAAGAAAUAGAACUUAGACGAGCUUUUUCAUAAGGAAGUUGGAAGUAGUCAGAGCUUAGACAUAUUCAUAUGUGACCUGUGUUACACAUCUUGGAUUUGUUUCGAGAUUUUGUUUCAUCUUGAAUAGCCUGGAUUAGCUAUAUAAUCUUACCCCAAAACUUUCUCCUCUCCUCUUUUGUACAAGUCGGUGCCUACUUUGACUACCUUUUCACAAGAUAUUAGAUCAUUUUGAUUUUCUUCAAUUUUUUUUUAUUU